Daphnia carinata is the source of this 832-nucleotide messenger RNA. RefSeq lists its product as uncharacterized. NCBI's taxonomy places the organism in Eukaryota, Metazoa, Arthropoda, Branchiopoda, Diplostraca, Daphniidae. The transcript is spliced from 5 exons. Bases 39 to 533 code for a protein of 164 amino acids. The record is from RefSeq and is a predicted model, not a curated record.
UCUUUCUCGUCACAGUGAAUUUUAAAGGUCACCGUAGAAUGUGGAAAAGUAAAGAAGUACUCGUCUUCAAUAACGACUUGAACAAUGAAGUCCUUCUGGAAAAACUAGGGCGAUCUUACCAAAUCCAUUAUUCACAGGAUUUGUUGCCCUUCUCCUGCUAUUUUCCUUCUUCCCAAGUAACUUUCUUGCUUAUAGACUUCAUUCGUGACUUUGAACACUGGACAGAAGAUGAAGAUUUUGAUAAUCACAAAAUGAACUGGCUUGCUGAAUUUGUCAAGACCAAUGAUGGACCUCAUCUGAUAUACCUAUGUCCUAAAGUUGAUGAGCUUGUAAUUUCUGUUUCAUACGAUCUUCAAAGAAGCAUUGAAAUUAUGGUUCCUAACAAGAACAUAUCAUUUGGAUUUGCAACAUCCUGGAAAGCUGCAGCAAGUUACAUGAAAGCAGCUGCAACUAAACUUUCUAUUGAAAGCAUAGAAGGUGAAUAUUUCACUGACUAUCAAAAGGACUAUAACUUUAUUACAGAGAAAAUUUAAAAAGCCAGUUUUAACUUACCUAUUGCCGGUCUUUAGCAGCGGUAAGUAGAGGUUUGGCUGACGUCGCUUGUUCUCUGUACACGAAUUCUUAAGUUUAUACUCUGCAUAUGCCGAAACCAUCCGUCCCCCAUGUCUACGCGUAUCUUCGAAGAAAUCUCGUUUGACUUAUGAAAGAGCCAGCAAUUUGUACCCAGGUCAUUCUUAUCUAAUAUCUGCUAUUUGCUAAAGAUUUGGUAACUGCCUACAGUUGUAUGGCUCUCAUGCAAAAUUCAACAAUUAAUAAUUGACAAUUGUUAUUG